This is a messenger RNA of Trachemys scripta elegans, 3254 nucleotides long. It is a transcript of the gene TTC27, whose product is annotated as tetratricopeptide repeat domain 27. Gene Ontology annotation, molecular function: protein binding. The record is from RefSeq and is a predicted model, not a curated record. The coding region runs from base 158 to 2695 and encodes 845 amino acids. The transcript has 20 exons. NCBI's taxonomy places the organism in Eukaryota, Metazoa, Chordata, Testudines, Emydidae.
UUGCGAAGCUGUCAUGGCGGCUCCCUGAGGCCGGUCGCGGCACAUGGGUUGGGAACUCGGUGGCGGCGGUCAGUGAGGGAGUAGCACCUCAGUCUGGCUGGUGGGGGGCCGCAGAGUGAGCGCGAGGCGGCGGCAGCAGCAGCAGCAGCAGUGGAGGAUGUGGGCGCUGGAGUGGGCGCUCCUGAGGGGCUUCCCCAGCGCCGCGGAGUCCCGGCGGGGGAAGCAGAGCGAGUUGACCGCGGCAGGAAGUGAAUCCUUACUGCAGUUGCAUUUCGAAGGGAACUAUGAGGCCAUUUUAUUAAGUGAAGUGAUCCAGGAUGUUUUCACUACACUCACCAUGACAGAGGAGAAGAUUGACACCUACUUGGAGAAGCUGAUAGUAGCGUACCUGGACUGUUCUGCUGCAGAUGCUGAUAACGUGGAAAGACAAAGGUUGAUAUUUCUGCUUGGCGUGGGCAGUUUGCAGCUCUUUGUUCAGAGCAAUUGGACUGGACCUCCUGUUCACUUACAGCCUCAGGACUUUUUGCCAUCUUCAUUGUUACACCAGUUCUGUGAGCCCAAAGCAUUGUGUACAGCUGUUCUGAGUAUGCUGGUUCUGGAUGGUGAAUCAGUCUAUAAUCUGACUUCUCUUCCUAUCUUGCUGAUGUUAGCCAGAGUGAUUCUUGUGCAUUCAAGACAUAAACUUGCUGCUAUUCAGACAUUGCCUUGGUGGACUUUGCGAUAUGUGAAUAUUCACCAGCAGUUGCUAGAGGAGCGAUCACCUGAGCUCUUCGCUCUUGCCCAGAGUUGUAUAGAACAAGUGACAAACUUAGAGACUUUGUUCACAGAUGAUGAAUGUUGGCAUUUGGCAGUUCAGUUCCAUCUUGAAUGUGCCUAUACAUUUUUGAAUUACUAUGAGUAUAAAAAUGCUAAAAAGCAUUUCAGCGCAGCUAAGGACAUAACCAAACUACAGAUUAAUUUGACAGGUGCUUUGGGAAAAAGGACACGAUUUCAGGAAAAGCAUGUAGCACAGCUGCUACUUGAUGUCCAAAGAAAAGAUGAUGUCCUCCUUUCUCACCGUGAGCUAAGCCCAGCACCUACUGAUCUAGAAAAUUUAACAAAGAAUUAUGAUUUAAAUGAUGACACAGUGCUAAAUGAGAUAAAAUUAGCAGAUGCUAAUCAGUACCAGUUGCCUGACCUAUGUGCAGAAGAACUUGCUGUUAUCCUUGGAGUUUGCAUAGAUUUCCAAAAGAACAACCCAAUACACAAGCUAACUGAAGAGGAGCUUUUAGCAUUUACAUCGUGUUUACUUUCACAACCUAAAUUCUGGGCCAUUCAAACUUCAGCCUUACUUCUCCGGACAAAACUUGAGAAAGGAAGCACUCGUCGAGUGGAACGGGCAAUGAGGCAGACUCAGGCACUUGCAGAUCAAUUUGAAGACAAGAAAACAUUGGUAUCUGAACGACUGAAGAUUUUCUACAGUUGUCAGGUGCCUCCACACUGGGCCAUAGAGCGACAACUUGCAAGCUUACUCUUUGAACUGGGGUGCACAAGUUCAGCUCUACAGACCUUUGAGAAGCUGGAAAUGUGGGAAGCUGUAGUAAUCUGCUAUGAAAGAGCAGGACAGCAUGGGAAGGCGGAAGAAGUCUUGAGACGAGAGCUAGAGAAAAAGGAAACACCAGGAUUAUAUUGCUUGCUUGGCGAUGUUCUUAAAGAUCACCAGUACUAUGACAAGGCUUGGGAGUUAUCUAAGCAUCGCAGUGCCCGGGCCCAGCGCUCCAAGGGCCUCCUCUAUCUUCGCAACAAAGAGUUCAGAGAAUGUGUGGAGUGCUUCGAACAUUCGGUGAAGAUUAACCCCAUGCAGUUGGGUGUGUGGUUUUCUUUGGGCUGUGCCUAUUUAGCUUUGGAAGGCUAUGACGGUGCUGCCAGAGCAUUUCAGCGCUGUGUGAUGUUGGAACCUGAAAAUGCUGAGGCCUGGAACAAUUUAUCAACUGCAUAUAUCAGAUUGAAACAGAAAAUCCAAGCAUUUCGCACUCUCCAAGAAGCUCUCAAGUGUAACUAUGAACACUGGCAGAUUUGGGAGAAUUACCUUGUUACCAGUACAGACAUUGGAGAGUUUUCAGAAGCAAUUAAAGCUUAUCACCGGCUCAUGGAUUUACAAGAAAAGUACAAAGAUGUGCAGGUGCUGAAUAUUCUGGUCAGGGCAGUGGUGGAUGGAAUGGCUGAUCGCAAUGGAGAGGUGGCAACGGGGUUGAAGGGGAAAUUGCAGGAGCUGUUUGGCAGAGUGACUUCAAGAGUGACAGGUGAUGCGGAAAUCUGGAGACUGUAUGCCAGACUCUGUGGAAAUGGACACAGUGAUAACCCUGAAGAUAUUGAAAAGUCACUACAGUAUCUCACCAAGGCACAUAAAUGUGAAAUGCAAUCAGCAGAUUGGGAGAAAGAUAUUUCGUCUUUUAAAGAAUUGGUGAAAGGAGCCAUAGAGCUUGCCCAUGUGGCAAUAAAGUGCAGUAAAAACAAAUCUAAUCACCAGGAAGCUUUGCAGAUACUUUCUUCAGCUCGACUCAACCUGCGUGGAUUGACAUCCAAAGCAAAGCAACUUUUUGCCGAUGCAACAAGCAGUGAGGUUUCCAGUGAAUUGGUUGAUGAAGUAACAGCUAUGGACAGCAUGAUUGCUGAACUGCAAGAAAUGAGCAACCAGCUGAGGAAUCAGUGCUGAGAUAAAAAUAAGAUUUCCUAGAAGGAAGACAACGAUGACAUACUUUAUUUGCUCCAGUUUCUGCUGACAACAACUGUAACACACAACACACAUUUUUAAUAAAUGUUUUCCUGUACAACGUUGAUGUCCUUACAGUCAGAUUCCCUAAGCUUCUAAACUGCUUUUAAGGUCAUGUCUACUAAAUCUCUUAAAAUUGUGUGUCUGCUUCUGUAGGGCCUGAGUUUUCUGGAAUAAAACCAAUUGUAUUUAUAAGGCAUUUAUUUAGGAUUAGUUCUGCCUGAGUGCAUUAUAUAAUUGGCUCCAGGAUAUAGCUGUACACUGCUGCAGAGUGGAGAGAGUAAGCGAUCCCAGUGAUGUUAUAGCAUAGGAGGAAAUGCAAAAUGAUUUAGAUCUUGUCUUAAUUGGGAAAAGGGGAAAGGCGAGACAUAGGAAAAAUUCUAGUUUGUUACGUUUUUUUAUUUUCUGUUAUCUCAAGCAAAUGUCGUGUUGUCCAAGUAGCUGGGUACUUGCAAGGUGAAUAUUUAAUGACAAGUUAUUAAAUUAAAAAUAUAGUGAUGGA